UCCACCAAGCAAUAUGCACCAGAAAACAGUGCUCCAAGAUGAAUGGAUGGUCGUCCCAAUCCACUGCUUCUGUUUCCUCUGGCCCUCGUCUGUCUCCGUUCGCCUUUGGGCCGAUUCUAUCCCAGCGCUUCCUUCCUUCUUCCGAUUGGUUUCUUUGCCUUGCCUUGCCUUGCCUUGCCCUGCUCCGCCUAUCGCCGACGCCUGCGGCGGACCGAGGCGGGGCGGAUGAGGAUGCUGUCGAUGAGCCAGGCCGCCUCGUCGUCGUCCGGGCCGGAUCCGCUCAGGAUAAAGUUGACCGAGAUGCAGUCCGACGGGGCCAGGCCGGUUUGCAGCCGCGCCGUGAAGAAGCCCUUCUUGCCCUCGAAGGAGUACUCGCCCUUCUCUAUCGUCUGCUGCCUUGCCUUGCCUUGCCCUGCUCCGCCUAUCGCUGACGCCUGCGGCGGACCGAGGCGGGGCGGAUGAGGAUGCUGUCGAUGAGCCAGGCCGCCUCGUCGUCGUCCGGGCCGGAUCCGCUCAGGAUAAAGUUGACCGAGAUGC
This is a messenger RNA of Pseudo-nitzschia multistriata, 537 nucleotides long. The record is from the annotation of a GenBank genome assembly. Lineage: Eukaryota; Bacillariophyta; Bacillariophyceae; Bacillariales; Bacillariaceae.